ACAUGUCAUUAACUUUCUCGUCCACUCUUAGACGACGUCGAGUCGGUUCUCAACAAGAGGAAAAAGCAAGAAAAAGAACUCGCGCUGUUUUUCCUUUUCUUCUACGUUAUUCAACUCUCAGAUCGUAUUCAUGCCUGUGUGAUGUGGUCCCUGAAAGAAGGCCUUAAGUAUCAAGUUCAAGCCAUAAAAGCUGCUCUUACACCAACCAUUUUCACGUCCAAUCAACUCAUUCACCUGUACUCCAAACAUGGCCUUCUGCGUGAAGCUCGCAGACUGUUCGAAGAAAUGCCUGAACGAAACGUCUUCUCUUGGAAUGCAAUAAUCUCCGCGUAUAUAAAAUCAAAAAACUUGACACAAGCGCGAGCAUUAUUUGAUGGUGCUUCCCAAAGAGAUUUGGUUACGUAUAAUUCAAUGUUAUCCGGGUAUGUAAGUGCUGAUGGGUAUGAUUAUGAAGAUCAGGCACUCAAGUUGUUUAUUGACAUGCAGUCGGCACGUGAGGGGAUUGGAUUUGAUGAGUUUACUCUCACGACGAUGCUUAACUUGGCUGCCAAGCUAAGUGUGGUAUCAUAUGGGAGGCAGUUACAUUCUUAUAUGGUGAAAAGUGCUAACGAUUUAAGCAGGUUUGCGGUUAGCUCUCUUAUAGAUAUGUAUUCUAAAUGUGGUUGUUUUGAAGAAGCAUUGUGUGUGUCUAGUGGAUGUGGUAGUGGGGUGGUUGAUUUGGUUUCCAAGAAUGCAAUGGUGGCAGCUUGCUGUAGGGAAGGCAAAUUGGAGAUGGCUUUGGAUAUUUUUUUGAGAGAUCCCGAGUUAAAUGACACGGUUUCUUGGAACACAUUGAUCUCGGGAUACACUAACGUUGGUUGUGAGGAGGAGUCGUUGAGGUUGUUUGUUCGUAUGGCUGAGAGUGGCUUUAGAUGGAAUGAACAUACUUUUGCGAGUGUUUUGAGUGCUUGCUCAGGGCUGAAAAGUAUGAAGCUUGGAAAGGAAGUCCAUGCUUGGGUUUUGAAAAAUGGGUUGAGUUUCAAUCCAUUUAUAAGCAGUGGCAUUGUUGAUGUCUACUGCAAGUGUGCGAAUAUGAAAUACGCAGAGUCAGUUCAUGCAGCAAUUGGGAUUGAAAACUCCUUUGCAAUCACUUCGAUGAUUGUGGGGCAUGCAUCACAAGGCAACAUGGUAGAAGCCCGAAGGCUUUUUGAUUCAUUACCAGAGAAGAAUUUUGUUGUCUGGACAGCUUUAUUUUCAGGUUAUGUCAGAUCACAGCAAUGUGAAGCUGCAAUUGGACUUUGGCAUGAGUUUAAAGCUAAGGAAGAAACUGUUCCUGAUGCUUUGAUCCUCGUCAGUUUGCUCAGCACUUGUGCAAUACAAGCUGCCCUGGGGCCUGGAAAGCAGAUUCAUGCUUAUGUACUAAGAGUGGGGAUUGGGAUGGAUGAGAAGCUGAUCACUGCUUUGGUUGAUAUGUACUCAAAAUGUGGGAAGAUCGCAUAUUCAGAAAAGAUUUUCCAAAGAGUUAUUGUCAGAGAUUCAGUGCUUUACAAUGUAAUGAUAGCUGGUUAUGCUCACCACGGGCAUGAAAAUCAAGCUAUCCUGCUUUUUAGGGAAAUGGUGGAGAGAGGUUUCAAACCUGAUGCAGUUACCUUUGUUGCACUUCUAUCAGCUUGUCGUCAUUGUGGAUUAGUAGAACAGGGUGAGGAGUUCUUCCAUUCCAUGAGAAAAGACUAUAACAUAUUGCCUGAAAUUGACCACUAUGCAUGUAUGAUUGAUCUGUACGGAAGGGCUACUCAACUAGAAAAGGCUAUAGCUUUCAUAAGAACGAUUCCAAUAAAACUGGAUGCUGUAAUCUUGGGGGCAUUUCUUAAUGCUUGUAGGAUAAAUGGAAAUACAGUACUUGCUAGAGAGGCAGAGGAGAAACUACUAAAAAGUGCAGGAGAUGACGGCGCUCGGUAUGUUCAGUUGGCCAAUGUCUAUGCUGCAGAGGGCAAUUGGGAUGAGAUGGGGAGAAUAAGGAAGAAGAUGAGAGGGAAGGAGGUCAAGAAGCUUGCUGGUUGCAGCUGGGUAUACUUGGAAAACAGAGUUCACACAUUCACUUCUAGUGAUAUGUCUCACCCUAAAACAGAGGAUAUGUAUAAAACCUUAGCCUUCUUGACUGAAGAACUAUAUGAAAUAUCCAGGACAUCACUUUGAGGUCAUCUUCAAAUUUCAGCAUGACAACAUGAUUGAUUUCAGAUGCUUUUGGAUAUAGAAAUUCCUGGUCUAGUUGGAUGUGGAAAAACUAAGAGACCGCCAUUCAUUUUCAAAAGAAUUUCAGCUGGAAACAUUUUCGGCAUUGACUCAUACGGAAAAUUAGUCACGGCAAUCGUAACGGCAAUGGCAGUGACAAUGGCUUCCGACGACCUCGGCGUUGGAGACAAUUACCAGCAACUUUUGAAGACCUCAGGCAACGGUGGCUAGUGGCAGUAGAAAAUGAACGGUAAGAAAGAGUGUGUGCGAGAAGGAA
Corylus avellana is the source of this 2488-nucleotide messenger RNA. Its product is annotated as LOW protein: PPR containing-like protein. Gene Ontology annotation, biological process: RNA modification. NCBI's taxonomy places the organism in Eukaryota, Viridiplantae, Streptophyta, Magnoliopsida, Fagales, Betulaceae. Gene Ontology annotation, molecular function: protein binding; RNA binding. The record is from RefSeq and is a predicted model, not a curated record.